AUAGACUAGCUUAUUGUCACUAAACCAUCUUUGGCGACUGUGAAGUGUUUUGUACCGUAAAUCAGUGAAGAGCACGAAUUUUCUAAUAUUUUGUUUGUUAAUCAGUAUAGUUUGAAUUCAGCAAUGUUCUAGUUAGUAGUAUCAUUUGUGAAAAAAUUAUUGUUGUGUUUCUGCCGCCCAAACGAAAUUUAGUUUAUGUUCAUAUCGUAUUGCAUCGAAGACAGUAGAUACCAGAUUAGUUGGGCUUCCCAUUACACCGAGAGUCGAAGACUAAAUAAAAAACCAUCGUGAGGUAGCUGAAACAUGUACACAUCCCUGUCAAGAUCUGUGUGAAGUCAUUGGGUCAGCCGGACCGGAAAGUGAGCAACCAUGCACAAAUUGAAAUCUUCACAGAGAGACAAAGUCAAGAAAUUCAUAGCUUUUACUCAAACUGGGGAAAAUACAGCUAUAUUUUGCUUAUCGCAAAAUGAUUGGAAGUUGGAUUUGGCCUCCGAUAAUUAUUUUCAGAAUCCUGAUGUAUACUUCAGAGAACCGAAGAUAUCUGUUGACAAGAAGAAGCUGGAGCAGCUAUUCUCCAGAUACAGAGAUCCAUUGGAGCCAGACAAGAUGACUGCCGAUGGUAUUAUGAAGUUUUUGGAGGAACUAAAUUUAUCGCCAGAAUCUAAGCUUGUACUAAUUAUUGCGUGGAAGUUUAAAGCUGCCACACAAUGUGAAUUUACAAAGGAAGAAUUCAUGAAUGGCAUGACAGAACUGGGGGUGGAUAGUGUGGAGAAACUCAAAGCUAGACUGCCGUCACUUGAAAAUGAGCUCAAGGAUCCAUUAAGGUUUAAAGAUUUUUAUCAUUUUACAUUCAACUAUGCCAAGAAUCCAGGACAGAAAGGCUUAGAUCUUGACAUGGCUAUUGCUUACUGGAAUAUAGUUCUACAAGGAAAAUUUCAAUUUCUAGAUCUGUGGUGUAAGUUUCUGCAGGAACAUCAUAAACGUUCAAUACCUAAAGAUACUUGGAACUUACUUCUGGAUUUUGCAAUGAUGAUAAAUGAUGAUAUGUCCAACUAUGACGAAGAAGGUGCGUGGCCCGUACUUAUUGAUGACUUCGUGGAAUAUGCACAGCCGUUGGUAUCAGCGGGCACUGCUCCACAGAACACUCAAGUUUAACACUGCUUUUGUUUUUAGUGUUAACAAAAAAAAAAAAAAGUGUGCAUCGUGCUAUGUUUCAUCUUAACAUUGUUCAGAUUGUCUCCCAAAAACUUGAGAAUAGGAAU
Schistocerca cancellata (South American locust) is the source of this 1262-nucleotide messenger RNA. RefSeq names its product DCN1-like protein 1 (gene SCCRO). Gene Ontology annotation, molecular function: ubiquitin conjugating enzyme binding; ubiquitin-like protein binding; cullin family protein binding. NCBI's taxonomy places the organism in Eukaryota, Metazoa, Arthropoda, Insecta, Orthoptera, Acrididae. The coding region runs from base 370 to 1155 and encodes 261 amino acids. Gene Ontology annotation, biological process: positive regulation of ubiquitin-protein transferase activity; protein neddylation. The record is from RefSeq and is a predicted model, not a curated record. The transcript has 5 exons. Gene Ontology annotation, cellular component: ubiquitin ligase complex.